Messenger RNA from Capsicum annuum, 1125 nucleotides. RefSeq names its product ras-related protein Rab2BV. Gene Ontology annotation, molecular function: GTPase activity; GTP binding. The record is from RefSeq and is a predicted model, not a curated record. The coding region runs from base 169 to 819 and encodes 216 amino acids. NCBI's taxonomy places the organism in Eukaryota, Viridiplantae, Streptophyta, Magnoliopsida, Solanales, Solanaceae. Gene Ontology annotation, cellular component: endosome. The transcript is spliced from 3 exons.
GGAGAAAGUCCACGUCUGCUUACCAUUUGCCGCACUUUCACACCAGAAAAUCUUAUAUAGAAAAAAAGUUUCUUCCUCCAACCUUUGCCCACCUCCAUUGUUUCUCUCUUUUCAAAUUUUUUUCUCACCACAAAUCAAUUGGUUGUAAUACAGAGAAUUAAUAAAGUGAUGGGGAAUAGAGUGGAUCACGAAUACGAUUACUUGUUUAAGAUCGUGUUGAUUGGUGAUUCUGGUGUUGGGAAAUCAAACAUUUUGUCCAGGUUUACGCGAAAUGAGUUCUGUUUGGAGUCAAAAUCUACUAUUGGAGUUGAGUUCGCUACUAGAACUCUUCAGGUUGAGGGAAAGACAGUCAAGGCCCAAAUAUGGGACACAGCAGGCCAAGAAAGGUACCGAGCCAUUACCAGUGCUUAUUACAGAGGAGCUGUUGGUGCACUCCUUGUUUAUGACAUAACAAAGAGACAAACAUUCGACAAUGUUCAAAGGUGGCUCCGAGAAUUGAGAGACCAUGCAGAUUCUAACAUUGUACUUAUGAUGGCUGGAAACAAGUCUGACCUUAAUCAACUUAGAGCAGUUUCCGAGCAGGAUGGUCAAAAUUUAGCUGAGACGGAAGGAUUGUCAUAUCUUGAAACAUCGGCAUUGGAAGCAGUUAACGUAGAUAGGGCUUUUCAGACUCUACUGACAGAGAUAUACCAUAUCAUAAGCAAGAAGGCACUGGCUGCACAGGAAGCAGCUGCAAGCACUACACUUCCUGGUCAGGGUACAACCAUCAAUGUUAAUGAUACCUCUGCAAACGUGAAGAGAGGCUGCUGUUCUACCUGAGUUUCAACGAGGAAAUAAGAUUUGGUAGGGAGUAUAAACCUUCUUUCAUUUAAUUUUUUGGUUUAUUUUCUAUUAUUCAAAGCAAGAGAUGUAGAUUACUUUCUUCAUUGUACAAGAGAAAGAGCUUUGUGAAUGUUAAUUGUCUAGUGAUUUAGGAAGGGUCUAUUCUUCAUGUGUGCUGUUCAACUAUUUCUUUUAGAAAAUGACCAAAACUGGUGAUGUUCAAAAGAAGAUAUUAGCUAUCUAAUAUCUUCAGGGUACUUGGUAUACAAGGGAUUCAAUUCAAUUUUAGCAUCUUCAUCUGUA